Theileria parva strain Muguga is the source of this 1078-nucleotide messenger RNA. RefSeq names its product Vacuolar protein sorting-associated protein 26A (gene VPS26A). The record is from RefSeq and is a predicted model, not a curated record. The coding region runs from base 152 to 1045 and encodes 297 amino acids. Gene Ontology annotation, cellular component: endosome; retromer complex. The transcript has 7 exons. Lineage: Eukaryota; Apicomplexa; Aconoidasida; Piroplasmida; Theileriidae. Gene Ontology annotation, biological process: retrograde transport, endosome to Golgi; intracellular protein transport.
UGGUGCCAUGAGUCGAUGUUAAUAAUAAAUAUUUUAGAAUAGUAUAAUAAUUUGUGAUUUUUAUGGAAAAAUUUUAAUAUAAUUAUUUGUUAGUCUUGGAAUAAAGACCAGCCAUCGCAAACAUUUAUUUAUAUCACAGCUCCGUGUAAAGAUGUUGUCUAUGAUAUUCGGGAAUGCCGUCACUCUAGACAUAGAAAUCGAUACGGAUCCAAGUAGAUCGUUCGUAUUUGUGGAUCCUGUUCAAAAGGGGACCAAAUGUCCAAUAUUUUCAGAAGGAGAAGAUAUAAGUGGAACGGCAUUCAUAAGUAUAAAACCGGGAAAACGACUUGAGCAUGGAGGAAUCAAAGUAGAACUAAUUGGCCAAAGCGAUACUCUAUAUGAUAGAGCGGGUGUGUACGACUUUUUUGUUAUGUCGAAGGAAAUUGAGCCUCCAGGAACACUUACUGAGAGUAAGCAGUAUAAAUGGAAGUUCCCCCUGGUAGGAUUGGAAAAUGAAACGUACUGGGGAGUGAACAUCAGGCUCUACUACUUCAUUAGGAUAACAAUAAUCAGAGGAUAUGGAGGAAAUAUAACAAAGGAGUCUAGUUUUGCAGUACAGAACUUAGGACCACAACCCGAAAUUAAUGACACAAUUAAGAUGGAGGUUGGGAUUGAAGACUCACUCCAUAUUGAAUUUGAAUAUAACAAGUCAAAGUAUCACCUUAGAGAUGUUAUACUGGGGAAAGUUUAUUUUCUACUAGUUUCAAUAAGCGUAAAGUUCAUGGAAAUCGCUAUACAGAGGGUUGAAACUAUAACUUUAGGCCGAGUUGUCGUUAAUGAAACCGUCACAGUAACAAACUUUGAAAUCAUGGACGGCUCACCAAUUAAAGGGGAGUGUAUCCCAGUAAGGCUAUAUUUAGAUGGGCUGGACGUGUGUCCGACAUAUAAAAAUGUACAAAACAAGCUAACAGUCAAGCAUUACAUCAACCUCAUGAUCGUUGACGAGGACGAUAAACGUUAUUUUAAAAAGCAGGAAAUUGAACUAUGGAGAAAUCACCUAGGAUAACAUUAAAUUCACUUAAUUUCAUAUACUAUGUUA